GUUACAUUAGUAUUCAGGCUCUUGUCGGGAUGAAGGCGAGAAAAACACUUUUCCGAUACCACGUUAUCACGUGACUAUUGCGGAUUCGCGGAAUGUUUUUAUCCCGGGAUUAAGCGAGAGUAUCAGGAAAGGACCAUGUCAGCAGUGGUAGUGGUGCAUGGUGGGGCGUGGGCCAUACCUGAUGACCUGGCCAAGGCUUCUGUUGAUGGAGUGAAGGCUGCAGCACGUGAAGGCUUUUCUGUGCUGAAAGUUGGAGGAAGUGCUUUGGAUGCUGUUGAGGCAGCUGUGAGGGCCCUGGAAGAUAACCCUGUUUUUAAUGCAGGUCAUGGAGCAGCGCUAAAUGCUGAUGGAGAAGUGGAACUUGAUUCCAUUAUCAUGGAUGGAAGGACACUUGCCAGUGGUGCCGUGUCUUCAGUGAAGAACAUCGCCAAUCCUGUGUCACUGGCACGCGCAGUGAUGGAAAAGACAUCCCAUGUCAUGCUGACAUGCAGAGGUGCAAACCUGUUUGCAGAAAGCAUUGGCAUGGCCACCGUCCCCGCUGAUAAACUGGUGACUGAGUAUGAGAGGAAAGAGUGGGACAAGCAAAAAAACUAUGUCACUGGAGUUAUGGAGGAUUUCAACUCUCAGUGGGCCCAUGAUACUGUUGGGGCAGUCGCUGUGGACUCCACUGGUAAUGUAGCAUGUGCAACAUCAACUGGAGGAAUCAGAAAUAAAAUGGUUGGCAGAGUGGGAGACUGUCCCAUCAUUGGCUCUGGAGGAUAUGCAGACAACCUCAGUGGUGCAGUGUCUUGUACCGGUCACGGAGAGUCUAUACUUAAAGUGACAUUAGCCAGACUCAUUCUUUCACAUGUUGAACAAGGUAAAUCAGUGGCAGAUUCUUCACAGUUGUCUCUGCAGUACAUGGGAGACCGUGUCCGUGGUGCAGGAGGCGCUAUAGUAGUUUCUCCUUUAGGACAGUGGGAAGCAACAUUUACCACAGAGCGAAUGGCCUGGGCAGCAGUGGAUCGGGAUGUUCUGUGGUAUGGAUUAGACCCAAAUGAAAGACUGAAGGAGCAGAUAUAAUAACAUAACUAUCUUAGCACAGGUUUGACUUUUUAUAGUCAAAGCCUGGAGCUUUAGAAUAACUGUAUUUCUUAUUUGUUUUCUCCUAAAUCUCUAUGGUUUGGAUCACUCUGUCAUAUUUUAUAGUUAAAAGUUGCUACUGUUGUUUGUAGCCAAAUUAAAGUCGUUUUUUCAUUAGUUAGCAUGUCAGACCUACAUAUUGUAAAGUGCAUACUGUAUGCACUGUGAAAUCCACUGUUGAAUAUGGAGAUGAUAAAUAUUAUUGUAAGUCGGAAGAAAUUGGACCAGUUGUUGUUAUCCCACGA
Molecule: messenger RNA, 1367 nt
Organism: Eleginops maclovinus (Patagonian blennie)
Lineage: Eukaryota; Metazoa; Chordata; Actinopteri; Perciformes; Eleginopidae
Product: isoaspartyl peptidase/L-asparaginase
Exons: 7
Coding region: 136-1062 (308 amino acids)
Cellular component (GO): cytoplasm
Molecular function (GO): beta-aspartyl-peptidase activity; asparaginase activity
Source: RefSeq, a predicted model, not a curated record